Molecule: messenger RNA, 1957 nt
Organism: Megalobrama amblycephala (Wuchang bream)
Lineage: Eukaryota; Metazoa; Chordata; Actinopteri; Cypriniformes; Xenocyprididae
Gene: efhc1
Product: EF-hand domain (C-terminal) containing 1
Exons: 10
Coding region: 109-1797 (562 amino acids)
Biological process (GO): cilium-dependent cell motility; mitotic spindle organization; mitotic cytokinesis
Cellular component (GO): mitotic spindle; axoneme
Molecular function (GO): alpha-tubulin binding
Source: RefSeq, a predicted model, not a curated record
UAAACAAACCUCCUCAGGGAAGAGCAGCAGUUCCCACAGGAGAACAACUUAUAUUUAACUUAAUUUGUUUACUUGGCUUUUACUCCAUUUUAAUAUAGAUUAGCCAUAAUGUCUAUAAAUACAAGGCAUGGGCUUCCUUUCCUGCCAGGAAACACUUUUCGUGAUUUAACGAGAUCCGCUUUCCACAGAGCUCAGACUCUUGAUUUUAAGAACGGUUACGCUCUGCCCCGGCGGCCCGCGGUCGGUAUUGGACAAGAGCCGCUGGAGUCGCUGAACAUCAGUCACAGCGAGAGGAACCAGCUGAUCAGUGACAUCCCGAAUCUGACCUACGGUACAGACACACACCGACACCCGCCGCUCCAACACAUCCCUGCACACGCUGCUUAUGACAAGAAGGUGCUGCGUUUCUAUGGUUACUUCCGACAGGAAGUGUUGCACUCUCCAGAUGAGCACUUCCGCAUUCGUCCGGUGGUGAUUUAUUAUCACUUGGAGGAUGACAGCAUGUGUGUGACCGAGCCACCGGUGGAAAACUCAGGAAUUCCACAGGGAAAACUGAUCAAACGUCAGAGGCUGACCAAAAACCAGCGCGGAGAGCUUUACCACUGGAAAGACCUCAAUGUUGGGAUGGACUUGAGUUUGUUUGGAACGGUCUACAGGAUAACACAGUGCGAUGGCUUUACACAGGACUUCAUGGAGAGUCAGGGAAUAGUACUAAAUGAGUCGGAGUCCAUUCCCAGUGACCCGUACACCAUCCGCCGCAUUCAGACACAACAAACUCACAUCAUACCCUACGACCACAAUCAUCAGCUGGAGCGGUUCCUCGCCUUGGAUCGACAGGUGCUGCGUUUCUUUGCGCUUUGGGACGACUCGGACUAUCUCUACGGUGAGAAACGGCCCGUAACGCUGUAUUACUAUCUUGUAGAUGAUUCUGUUGAGAUUUGUGAACAUCACGAGGCCAACAGCGGCCGGGACCCGUUCCCAGUGCUGCUCCGCAGACAGAGGGUUCCCAAACACAUCAAACCAACCUGCGAGCCGUUCCCCAGCAGCGUUCUGGAAGUUUCCCCUCAUGACGUGAAGGAGUAUUUCUCUCCUCAAGACUUCAGGGUCGGUGAGGAGGUCACGCUGAUGGGGAGGCGCUUCCUUCUGUAUGACUGUGACAACUUCACCCGGAAAUACUUUGAACAGAAUCACCCCGACAUCUUGCUCAAACCGUUUACUGUUGACACUAGAACACCACAAGACAUCAAGAGGGUAAUUCCUCCAUAUAACGGCUUCGGUUCUCUGGAGGACUCGUUACAGAACUGUCUGUCUCUGAUUCCUGAACCGCCCAAGAAAGACGUGAUCAAACUGCUGGAGAACGACCACAAAGUCCUGCGUUAUGCCGCACGGCUGGAUUCCCAGAAUCCCCUGGAUGAGGGACGGCGCUUCAUUCUGUCUUGCUAUCUGUCUGAUGACAUGAUCUGCAUCUUUGAGAAAUCCACACGUAAUUCCGGCAUCAUUGGAGGAAAAUUCCUAGAGAAGACUCGUGUCCCGAAACCAGGAAGCACAGUGGAAAACCCAGAAUAUUACGGACCGGCAGACUUCUCUAUUGGAGCUACUGUGGAAGUGUUUGGCCAUCGGUUUGUCCUGACGGAUGCUGAUCGCUACGUGUUAAGUUAUCUGGAGUCACUGCCCCAUCACGUCCCUGAACACACACUGUCUUCACUGAGACAGAAGUUUGCGGUCAGUCAGACCUCAGACCAGACCGAGCAGCAUGAAGCUGAGACUGAUGGAGCUCCAGUCCUCCUUCAGAGCUGAAAUCUGUCCAGUGUAAUGCUACCAGUCCUCAACAAGAUACCAACAGAUGUCCUCUGUAAACAUUUGUUAUAUGUUUGUGCCUUUGGAUGUUGUGAUUUUCCAUGUCUUUUGAUGUAAAUGUGCAAUAAAGACAAAACAAAACAAGCAUCUUUAAAAUGAA